AUGGACGCCAUCAAGAAGAAGAUGCAGGCGAUGAAGCUGGAGAAGGAUAAUGCAUUGGACCGCGCGGCCAUGUGCGAACAGCAGGCCAAAGAUGCCAACCUUCGCGCUGAAAAGGCUGAGGAAGAAGCCAGGCAGCUCCAGAAGAAGAUCCAAACCAUUGAGAACGACCUCGACCAGACCCAGGAAGGACUCAUGCAGGUCAACGCCAAGCUUGAGGAGAAGGAGAAGGCACUUCAGAACCGAGUCAGUAAAGAUGGCGGGCGCUGCGCGGCCGGCAGGAGCGCGCGGUGUGCAGUGAUGUCCGCGCCCGCGCCCCACGCCCACGGGCGCGCCCCCGUGCGGCGCAGGGGGCACCAACACCACCCGCGGCUCCGGGGCGAGCGGACCCCCGCCCCCGACCCGCAACCUCCGCCCGCGGCGACCCCAGACAAUGUUGUGCCCUGUGACAGUGUUAGUGAAUCUCAAUCGACAAGGACGAAUAGUGACGAUGCACUUUCGAAUCGAAUCGAGGACUCGAUUGAUGAUGAAAUCGAUUUCGGUGUGAACGCCGAGCCUAACUUCAGUUCGGAUGAGGAGUUUUCUUUCCACGAGGAGCGCUCGGCUGGCGACGGGGCGGAGGUCGCGACCCUGCCCUCUGACACCUGUGAUGACGACCCAGAGACGGUGGAGCUCGCCAAGUUGCGGUGUCCCAGCGAGUGCACCGAGGUUUUGGCGGCCAGAGAGAACCGCCGCCGCCGAAGAUGCGCCGACUACCCCGGCCUGGCGUUCGGCAGCUCCAUAUUCUCCUCCGACACUAUGAUGAAGUUUUCUAUUAUUAAGAAUGAGUUGCAGAACAUAAAGAACACGGCGUUAAAAAGGGCCGAAUCCGAGGUCGCAGCUCUUAAUAGACGCAUCCAACUUUUGGAGGAGGAUUUGGAAAGGUCUGAGGAACGUCUCGCCACAGCUACAGCUAAACUCGCCGAGGCCAGCCAAGCAGCUGAUGAGUCCGAACGAAUACGCAAGGCCUUGGAGAAUCGUACAAAUAUGGAGGACGACCGCGUCGCCAUUUUGGAAGCUCAGCUGUCACAGGCGAAACUCAUCGCCGAGGAAUCUGACAAGAAAUACGAAGAGGUAUUGGAAAACAGGUCGUUGGCUGAUGAAGAACGUAUGGACGCUUUGGAGAACCAGCUCAAAGAAGCAAGAUUCCUUGCUGAGGAAGCUGACAAGAAAUACGAUGAGGUCGCUCGUAAGCUGGCUAUGGUUGAAGCUGAUCUGGAGCGUGCUGAAGAACGCGCCGAGGCUGGCGAAUCCAAAAUCGUCGAGCUUGAGGAGGAGCUCCGCGUCGUCGGCAACAACUUGAAGUCCCUCGAAGUCUCCGAAGAAAAGGCCAAUCAACGCGAAGAGGAGUACAAAAACCAGAUCAAAACUCUCACCACCCGUCUAAAGGAGGCUACGCAAAGGGAAGAGACAUACGAGGGUCAGGUGAAGCUGCUCGACGCGCAGCUCAAAGAGGUUUGUUUGAAGGAGUUUGGUUGUAGUCGGAGUCGCUAUCUUGUUAGAUACACCCUAUAUAUAAUCUGUGCUAAUGUAUGGGCGAUGGCGUCCCGUGAUCACGUCGAGGAUAAGAUACACAGCCUCACGCAGAAACUGACGCAAGCUGAGGCUCGCGCUGAAUUCGCUGAGCGUUCGGUCCAGAAACUUCAAAAGGAGGUCGACAGGCUUGAAGAUGACCUGAUCAACGAGAAGGAGAAGCUUAACGGCAUCGCUGACGACAUUGAUGACACGGUCGUCGAGCUCAUACCCGGCAUAGACAUGACCAGCAGGCAGGUGGAGGCCGCGCGGCUGGCGCUCGAGAAGAAGAAGAACGCGCCCCCACCACCGCCGCCCAAGGAGAAGACACCCCCACCACCGAAAGAAAAAACACCCCCACCACCACCAAAAGAAAAGACCCCCCCACCCCCACCACCAAAAGAACCAACUCCUCCACCACCAAAAGAACCAACACCCCCACCAAAAGAACCAACUCCUCCACCAAAAGAACCAACUCCCCCACCAACUGAACCAACUCCAGCCGAAUAG
Danaus chrysippus (African queen) is the source of this 2058-nucleotide messenger RNA. The record is from the annotation of a GenBank genome assembly. Lineage: Eukaryota; Metazoa; Arthropoda; Insecta; Lepidoptera; Nymphalidae.